Molecule: messenger RNA, 1296 nt
Organism: Pseudopodoces humilis (Tibetan ground-tit)
Lineage: Eukaryota; Metazoa; Chordata; Aves; Passeriformes; Paridae
Source: RefSeq, a predicted model, not a curated record
AUGGCGGGGCCGGGGCUGGAGCGGUACCGGCUGGCGCUGCUGGCGGCGCGGGAGGACGUGGGGAACCCUCGGGCUGGGACCGACUGGGCCGUCUUUGGCUAUGAGAAGCAUCACGACCUCAAGCUCCUGGAUUCCGGAGCCGGGGGGCCGGAUGAGCUCGCUGGAAAAUUCUCUGUGGGCAGCGUCAUGUACGGGCUGUGCCGGGUCCCCGAUCCCGGUUCCGGCACCCCCAGGAUCGUCCUUAUCAGCUGGGUGGGGGAAAAUGUGCCGGAAUCGCAGCGGGCGGCGUGUGCCGGGCACCUGCCGGCCAUCCGGAGCUUCUUCAGGGAGGCCACGGCCGUGAUCAGCGCCCGCCGCUCCGAGGAGGUGACGCUGGAGGGGCUGCGCCGAGUGCUGGCACAGCUGGAGCCCCCCGCCCCUCGCCCACCCAGGAGGACCCCCCAGGACACCCCGGAGCUGGUGGGAACCAACUACCGCAAGACCAACCCAGCACUGGAGCUGCAGCGCACCCAGCGCGAUUCCUUCUGGGAACAGGCUGAGCGCGAGGAGCAGCAGCGGAAGGAGCAGGAGCGGCAGCGGGAGCGGGAGCAGCGGCGGCGCUGGGAGAGGGAGCGCAUGGAGGAGGAGCGGCUGCAGGCGGCGGAGCGGGAGCGGCGGCUGCAGGAACGGGAGAGGCUCAUCGAGGAGCGGCGGCAGGAGCAGGCGCGGCUGGACGCGGAGGAGCGGAGGAAGGAGCAGGAGCGAUGGGAGCAGCAGCAGCGGGAGCAGGAGGCGGCCGAGCGGGAGCGCGGGGGUCGCACCGGGCUCAGCGGCACUGCGGCCGAAGCCGCAAUCCUCGUCUCCCAGCGCACCCAGAACCCCCGGGAAUUCUUUCGGCAGCGGGAACGCUCGGGCUCCACGUCCGCAUCCCCCCUGCCCGGCAGCACCCCCGGUGCUCGUCGGCCUUUCCUGCGGUACCAGCGCAGCCUGACGGAAUCCGCCUUCAUCUUCCGCCGGCCGGAGCCCCUCCAGACCCCCCCGCCCGGAGCCUCCGGGGGGGCACCGCCCCCCAGCCCCCGGCGGCCGCCGCCGCCUCUGCCCCCCGGCCCCGCGGGAAGGGACCCCGCCACCACCGGGACCCCCACCAGCCCCGGGGAUGAGCCCAGCGAGAGCCCCGUCCUGCAUAAAGCCACUCCAGGUACCCCAAAAUUCCCCCGCUUCGCGCUGCUGCUGGCCCGUGACGCCCCCCACCCGCCGCUUUUGGGGGGCCCCAGCCCCCCCACCGAGGACGAGGACCUCUCCCCCCAUGCUGUGUAG